Pocillopora verrucosa is the source of this 2242-nucleotide messenger RNA. RefSeq names its product UPF0415 protein C7orf25 homolog. The record is from RefSeq and is a predicted model, not a curated record. Lineage: Eukaryota; Metazoa; Cnidaria; Anthozoa; Scleractinia; Pocilloporidae.
GCUAAAUGGCGGAAGAAGAGUUUCCUGAGAAGUUAGUAACAGAGAGAAUAGCAAAAAUACAUGAACUAUUGGAAAGGUGCAGUACCUUAAAGAAAACAAUAGAAGGUUUGACGAAGCUAAAGAAGAAGUUAUUAGCAGAGUUAAAAUUCUUAACAUCCUUAAAAGGCUCUGAGCUGACUUUGAAGCACCCGCACAUCAAAAGCACCAAUCUUUCAUUCCUUGAAGCUGUGUUAGAGACUGUGGAAAGUGAAAGCAAUGUUACUGCUGUAUUCAAGCCAUUUUCUUAUGUGGAAAAAAGCUCAACACAGUCAAAUUGUACUGUGGAUAUUGUUGGCAAUAGUGGCUGUUGUUGGAUUAAGGUCACUGCAAGAAAUGCCUCUGCAUUGCACAGGACAUGGCAAGGGCAAGGAAACUUUGGCGAAAAAGACAUUUUCCAACAAGCAAAGGAAUUAUUAGAAGCAAGCAACCAACACCCUGUGAAUUAUUCACCUCCAGUUGUUAUAAUUUUAUGUUGCCAGGGCAUCACAGAAUCUCUGGCAAAAGCCUUUAGAAGCUUGGGUAUUUGUGUCAAAGGAAAACUUUUACCUGAUCCUGAGAAAGAUGCUUUGGCCUGUACAUGUGUUGAUGACACAUUCACAGAUAACAGGAUUCCUGUUGAAUUUUAUGAAUGUGCUUCUAUUAAUCUUGACGUCACCACUAUGAUUGCUUAUGUAUCUGCUUUAACCAAUGGAGGCUGUGGAUUUGUCUUCAAGGAGGCCAUUUUGACCACACAAGCAAGAGAAGAGCAGCAUAAUCCAGUGCUUCCAAAGUUGAAGGCCUUCUUUAAAGGGAAAAAGUUAUUCGCAUGUCAGUCAGCAGUAAGAGACUUCGACGCCAUUUUACAAACAAUUGGUGGUCGUAAAGAACAGGAGCGGGCCAGGGCUCUCCUUGAAAAUGUUACAGUUGUUGAAGAUAAUCCUUCAGAGAGGUCCCUUAGAGUGCGAACAAGUGGAAGUAUCAAGGAGCGAUCAAAGAUUAUCUUUGGUACUGGAGACUCGUUGAAAGCCAUAACUUGCACAGCAAAUGCGGCCUUCACAAGAGCAGCAGCUACUCAGGGAGUCGAAUUCACUGUUUUCAUACACGAGUCACGCGCUCUAACUGAAGUGAAGGAAUGUCAGGCCACAAUGGUUUAUCCUGAACGCGAUGUUACGUGAGGAACAGCACUCGAGAAAGCCUGCAUGCUUUGAAACCAUGGAGCAUUGCGAACUUGCAUGAUUAUGCCUGUCUUUUGGGUUCAAUAUUGGCAGAAGGAAAAGUUGCAGUUCCCGUUUCUUCUUUACAAUUCGAGAAAUUGCUUGUAAUGCAUGAUAAAGUGAUGACAUAGUAAAUCGCCUCUUGCCGCUCGAUUGCUUAAGACAAGGGUCGUGAAGUGUGAAGGACUUUAUGUUCCGUUACCUCGUCAGACUCUAAGUAGGUCAACUGGUUACUCGUCACCAUGCAUCUUUUUUUUUUUACAGUAUUUGAUCAUGCUUGGGGCAUUUCAGAUGAUUAUUGAUAUAUUUAAUUAUGAUUUGAUUAUUGAUUAUAUUUGGUUAUGCUCAGAGCAUUUCAGAUGAUGCUCCAGAUGAAAGCACAUCAUCUGUGCUUAGUACUCGUGCUGAGAUUUAAGGAAAAAACAUAACAGUUUUCCUUUGACCCUUGUUCGUCAAUUCUAAUGAAGUCACUUAAAAUAAAAAUCUUUUAUGUGCACAGGAUUACAUUUGUUUGGAGAUUGGGUUGCUCUGCAAACCGCACUGAUUAGCGUCGAGACUGGGCUGUCUAGUUUUUCUCUGUCUUUUCAAAACAACCUUAUCCGUAUGUGGAAGGUUAUUGUACCUUUAAGUAACCAUUUUGCUAUUUUUCCUUGCUGCAAUAACUGCGAGUAAAAUUCUAAGAUGUUCAAAGGUGCAAACCAUGUGGUUUCUGAGAUUGCGAUUGGGCAAGAGAAGCCCGCUCAGCCCACUCAGCCCACUCAUGGAGCCAAUCAAACCACAUGGUUUGAUUCAUCUCGUCUGCUCACGCAACAUGUGUAAGAGGAGAAAGAAAAACGCGAACGGGAAGAAGUUUGGAGUGAAAUCGUUAUUACAUGAAUCCUGUAACAUUUCUGGAGUACGGUCUUUCAAACGUUUGAAAGUAAUGGGUGUGACCCUCAAGUGAAGCUUAAACCUAAGAACUGCUGAACAUUGUUACGUGAUGACAGAAAAAUAAAACUAAGCCUUGUUGC